Penicillium waksmanii is the source of this 2694-nucleotide messenger RNA. Its product is annotated as formin-binding protein HOF1. Gene Ontology annotation, molecular function: protein binding; phospholipid binding. Lineage: Eukaryota; Fungi; Ascomycota; Eurotiomycetes; Eurotiales; Aspergillaceae. The transcript has 5 exons. Bases 1 to 2694 code for a protein of 897 amino acids. Gene Ontology annotation, biological process: cytoskeleton organization. The record is from RefSeq and is a predicted model, not a curated record. Gene Ontology annotation, cellular component: plasma membrane; mitotic actomyosin contractile ring, proximal layer; cytoplasmic side of plasma membrane.
AUGCCUGGGACGGUGGCUGAGGGACCGACGGUCUCCAUGUCCUUCGCGAACAACUUCUGGGGAAAAGAUGAUGCAGGCUUACAACCCAUGCUUGACCGCAUGCACUGCUCGAAAACGACUAGUGAUGAAUUGAAAGUGUUCUACAGCGUACGAGCCGCGAUUGAAGACGAAUAUGCCCGGAAACUUUCAGCGCUGUGCCGUAAGUCGCUAGGGGCAUCCGAAACUGGCUCUCUACGACUCUCGCUCGACGUGGUACGGGGAGAAACGGAAGCGAUUGCCAAAGCACACUCCGCGAUUGCAGGUCAGAUGAAAACUGAGCUGGAGGAGCCGCUAUCCGCUUUUGCCAGCGGACUGAAGGAAAGACGAAAGAUCAUCCAAAACACUAUUGAACGCCUUCACAAGACCAAAGUCCAACAGACACAGGCUGUCAACAAAACACGGGAUCGCUACGAACAAGACUGUCUGCGCAUUAAGGGCUAUCUCGCACAGGGUCACAUGGUAAUGGGCCAAGAAGAGCGCAAGAACAAGGCCAAGCUUGAGAAGACUCAGAUUCAACUUGCAUCAAACAGCAACGAAUACGAGGCCGCCGUUAAGACACUUGAGGAGACGACCGGUCGCUGGAACAAGGAGUGGAAGGCAGCCUGCGACAAAUUCCAAGAUCUGGAGGAAGAGCGUCUAGAUUUCUCUAAGAGCAGUCUCUGGACCUAUGCGAACAUUGCGUCCACAGUCUGCGUUAGCGACGAUGCUUCGUGCGAGAAGAUCCGUCUCUCCCUCGAAGGCUGCGAGGUUGAGAAGGACAUCGUCUUCUUCAUCAAGGACAAAGGCACUGGCCAGGAAAUUCCGGACCCGCCACGCUUUAUCAAUUUCUGCAAAGAGGACACAGACACAGGAUCUGAAGUUGAUGAAGGUGAGGGCUACUCAGUUGCCCAGUUCCAGAGGACUAUGAACCCGGCAUUCCGCACAUCGUCUCCUCAGCCUUCGACCUUUGAGUCCCACCAUGACCCGCAGUCGGAUCUUGCAGCUCAGAUGGGUCAUCCGGCACCACUUUCUGCGCAGGACGAUGCUCAGCAGCCUCCUCCCUUGGACCUUCGACGGGGUGGACAACUCCCGCCGAACUAUGAUCCGGAUCAGCAUGGGGAGAUUAAUGCCAUUCCUCACAACGCUUACCCCACUGAUGGUAUGACCAUGUUCUGUCGCACUGGGCCCCCUUCGGAGCGAAGCUCAGCCGCUAGCGCAUACCGACCAUCCAGCCGUGACUCCCAGAGUGAAGUAUCGAACCCUACCUCCAUGUCGAGUGUAGAACAGCCAAUCACCGCAAAGCCACCACCUAAGCCGACAAACAGCGAACCUUUGCCAAGCCAAAGAGAAGACAAGCAAGCUACACCGAAAAAGAAGACUGCCUUCUUUAGCAACAGCCCCUUCCGUCGUAAGAGCCGUCAUGAUAAGGAGAGGCCUGCCAUCGGAUCGCAAUCUUCCAGGAGCCCGUGGAGCUCCCCUACUAAGCAGGCCAGCCCACCAAAGGCACCUCAACCUCAGCCUCAGCCUCAACCUCAGCUAGAGCGCCGCACCCGGAGCCCUGAGCCUGUUGACCCACGUGCUAACUUCCAGCUCAAUGUUGGAAACAAUGUUUUCGAUGUUGCUUCUCCCGAGAAGAAUGCAGCCAACCGGUCAGCACAGAAAGCCAAGGGUGGUGAGGAUGAUGCGGACCCCAUCGCGCGUGCUUUGGCCGAUCUGAAGACCACUGGGAAACAAUCUACUCUCCGUGUUUCCGCUGAUCGAUACCACGGAAUCUCGACCCCGACCCCUUCGGCCCCCUCGUCUACCUACGGUGGCAGCUCUUCUGGCGCUCCUCCCGCAUACCACGACCCGUCGGUUAAACGCCUCGAUGCUCCCGAGCCAGCUUUCACAUCUAAGCAGAUGCAGAAGACCACUCAGAGGUAUACUGGUCAAACACAGAGCAUGCUUCGAGGCGGCAGCAAUAACCCCAAUGCUCCCCCCACAGCAAAGCCCCAGGAGGUUCCUCGUGCACGGUCUCCUGCUCCAUCCAUGCGACGCAGCGCCAGUCCUCAAGUAUCUCCACGCGUCGACACCCGGUCAGGGUAUGGUGGUGGCGGAGCCAGCCCAGCUCCAAGCCCAACCACAUACCAAUCGAGUAGCGCGCGCAGCCGCUACAGCCAGUCUCCUAUUCCACGCCGCGCCCAGGAGCCGCCAUACUCGCCAAACGACUACGCUAGGCGCGCUUCCCCGGCUGCUAGUAGUCACCGUGCAGUCUCCCCUCAGCCUGCUUUCAGACAACAAACCCGUCCUUCUAGCGCUGGCGGCAUGGAGCUGCAGCUUUCUAAUCAAGUUGACAUGUACGGUGGUGGAUCAAGCUAUGGCUCUCGUCAUGACGGUCGGCCGAUGUCCCAGUACGGGGGAGAUAACAAUGCACCGCCGCCAGUCGGUCGAUCUCGCAGUCGCACCGUUGCCGUUGCUGACCCCGGUCGAAAAUUCAGUCGUGAUGGUCGUCCUAUUCUACACUUUGCUCGCUCAAUGUACACCUAUAGUGCCGCCAUUCCUGAAGAGCUUGGAUUUACUAAAGGGGAUGUCUUGGCUGUUAUUCGCCUCCAAGAUGAUGGCUGGUGGGAAGCAGAAGUCACCAAUGCUCGCGGACACCCUGGCUUGGUGCCGAGCAACUACCUCCAGAUCAUCUAG